Phyllopteryx taeniolatus (common seadragon) is the source of this 2942-nucleotide messenger RNA. It is a transcript of the gene wdr62, whose product is annotated as WD repeat domain 62. The transcript has 22 exons. The coding region runs from base 1 to 2727 and encodes 908 amino acids. Gene Ontology annotation, biological process: mitotic spindle organization; regulation of mitotic cell cycle; neurogenesis. Gene Ontology annotation, molecular function: protein binding. Lineage: Eukaryota; Metazoa; Chordata; Actinopteri; Syngnathiformes; Syngnathidae. The record is from RefSeq and is a predicted model, not a curated record. Gene Ontology annotation, cellular component: mitotic spindle.
AUGGCGGAGCGCCCGGACUGCGGCGGUUCCCUCCACGCUGCCAAGAGGUCAGCAGCGGGCAGCAAGAGCCGUCACAAGAGCUCCGGAAGCCGCCGGGUGAAACUGGAGAAAGUUCUGGGCAUCAGCACGGCCAGCGGCAGCGCUUUGGCGUCCGACCCCAACUCCGGGCUUGUGUGUGGUCGUGUUGCUCCACCCGCAGAUCAACAAACAAAGCCACAUCAUCAACAUGUCCAGGUGCUUCCUCCCUUCCCGUUUUGGUCGCUGGUCGGCCCGUUCAACAGAAAACCUUUCAGCGCUUUGGCCUUCUCCUGUGAUGGCAAACAUCUGGUCACUGGGGAGCGUGGUCACCUGCCGUGCGUGCGGGUGUGGCAGGUGGACGAUGGCGUGGAGGCGGCCGAUGUCCAGAAUCACAAGUGCAGCGUUUCCUGCGUGGCGUUCUCCACGGGUGGCAACUACGUGGUCUCCGUGGGAGACCAGUACGACAUGAACGUGUGUGUGUGGGACUGGCGGAAGGGCUCCAUCCUGGCCUCCAACAAAGUGUCCAGCAGCGUGUCGGCCAUUUCCUUUUCCGAGGACGGCAGCUACUUUGUCACGGCCGGCAAAAGACAUGUCCGGUUUUGGUACCUGGACGCCUCCAAGGAGCGGCGGGGCACCGGCACGGCGCCUCUGAUGGGUCGCUCGGGGUUGCUGGGCGACCACCGGCAGGCCGUCUUCAGCGGGGUGGCGUGCGGUCGUGGCGCCGCGGCGGCCGGCACCUACGCUGUCACGCGGUCCGCCCUCCUGUGUCGCUUCGACGCCGGUCGGCAGCUGGAAGCCUGGGUGCGCCUCAAGGCGUCGUGCGCGUGUAGCGUGGAGGUGACGGAGGACUUUGUGUUUUGCGGUUGUUCGGACGGUUUGGUGCGCGUUUUCUCGCCGUCGGACCUGCGUUACAUCACCACCCUGCCCUACCCGCACCGCAUGGGGGUGGAGCUUAUGCUGCCCAGCCCGUCGGGUUCCAGGCUGAGCCGUUAUCCCGACGCGGUGGCUCUGACCUUUAACCCCAGGGCACGACAUCUGACGUGCGUGUACGCCGACCACAGCGUUUACGUUUGGGACAUCGGCCAGCUCAGGAACGCCAACCAGAUCCACACAGCCCUCUACCACAGCGCCCCCGUGUGGAACAUACAGGUGUGUCCAGAGCAGUCCGAUGCGUCUCGGUCCUGUCUGCCGCCAUCUUCGUUCCUCACGUGUUCGUCAGACAACACCAUCAGGCUGUGGCACGCCGACUCCGCCGCGCCGUACAACAACCUCUAUAGCAACGUAGCGCACGCGCAGGACCUGCUGAGGAUUUUAUACGUGGGGGACAACGCUCCGGCAGACCGGGAGGAUAAGUCGGAGGCCGCUGACGACAAGUCCGCCAUCAGAGUGCUGCGCCUCGGUCCCGACGGGCGACGGCUGGCCACCGGAGACCUCUGCGGAAUCCUGCGCAUCUUUGAUUUGGAGUUUCUGGACGAGCUGGUGAAGAUUGAGGCGCAUGACUCUGAGGUUUUGGCUCUGGAGUUCUCGCCGUCCUCUGCAGGCGUGAAGCUACUCGCCAGUGCCGGCAGGGACCGACUCGUUCGAAUCUUCAACCUGGACCGCGACUUCCGUCCGGAGCAGACCAUCGCCGACCACUCCGCGCCCGUCGUCGCCGUCAAGUUCGCAGGCGACGGUGCGCACAUCCGCCUGGUAAGCUGCGGGGCCGACAAGAGCGUCUACUUCUACUCUUACGUGCGCGAACCUCAUCGAACGGCGGAGGGAGGCGUGUCCUUCUGGCGGACGCAGCAAGUGGUGGAAAAGACGGCGCUGCACGACAUGGACGUGGACUCGUCCAGGACGCACGUGGCCGUCGCCUGUCAGGACAGAAACGUCCGGGUGUACAGCGUGGAGACGGGAAAGCUGAAGAAAUGUUUGAAGGACCCCGCAAGCAAAGGAGGAGCUUUGCUGAAGGUCCACGUGGAUCCGACCGGCUCCUUCGUGGCCACCUGCUGCUCCGACAAGAACAUCAGCAUCUUGGACUACCGGUCCGGCGAGCGCGUGGCCGCCCUGUUUGGGCAUUCAGAGCCGGUGACGUGCUUGCGGUUCAGCGCCGACUGCACGCGCCUGAUCAGCGCGUCGGGAGACGGUUGUGUGUUUGUGUGGCGGCUGGACUCCCGCAUGACCGCCACCAUGAUGAUGAAGAAAAGGGCCCUGAUGAAGAGCGCCGUCGCCGGCAUCAGGCGGGAAACCUUCGUCGUCGGGCCGUCCCGUCGGGACGAGGAGCGCCGAACGCCGUCCAGACCGGACCCCGAAGGUGGUGAUGUCGCCUACGGCGUCGUAGUCCCUCCACGAGUGAAUGUCUGGUGGUCUCUGAGUCUCGUUUUGUCCUUCCAGCAGGGCGAGGCGGCGGUCUCCUCGUACGUCCCGUCGGACGCAGAACCCGUUCCGGUGCGGAAUCGUUGGCUGGAAAAGAGUCCCCUCGUCAUCCUGGACUACUCUCCGAGUUCUAACGAAGACGAGGACGGGGAGGACGAAGACGAGGACUUUCAUCCGCAGAGUCUGGAAAGCCGGCUGAGAGACGAGGAAGACCGCGCCGAAGGCGAGCUCGGUGGGCCGGAGGAUCACGGGCUUACCCGGGUGCCGGUGUCGCGCGGAGAGCGCGGCGGGAGUCGGGAGCCGGACCGGCUUCCCCCUUCGUCCCGACGGCGCGACCUGCGACCUUCGACGUGACGACCCGUCUGCCGUCCUUCGCAGUGCGACUGAGCUUGUGGCCACGCCCCCUUUGUUGACGUCAACGGCGUGUUCUGGGAGAGGCGGCGGCGUUGACCGAUCCGUGUUUCCGCCAUCCUCACGGACGCUUUGAAGACGUUUGGCUUUUUCAUGUGGUCCUCUGCGCCUGAAUUUGCUUUUACUCACAAUUUCUUCAAUAAAGGUUGUCCGACGUU